This is a messenger RNA of Petromyzon marinus (sea lamprey), 1971 nucleotides long. RefSeq names its product phenazine biosynthesis like protein domain containing (gene PBLD). Lineage: Eukaryota; Metazoa; Chordata; Hyperoartia; Petromyzontiformes; Petromyzontidae. Gene Ontology annotation, molecular function: isomerase activity. Gene Ontology annotation, biological process: biosynthetic process. The record is from RefSeq and is a predicted model, not a curated record. Gene Ontology annotation, cellular component: cytoplasm.
AGUGUGCUAACCACUGCCCCACCGCUCCCGACACUUCUCUGUUCGUCUCUUUGUUGUGCAGUCGCCGCCGCCCUCCCUCUGCCCGGGGCCACGCAGGCGCCCAAUGAGCAAUGGGGGCGGCUCCACGGUGCCCACUCGGCCCCCAGCACCACCCUCCACUCUCUCUUCAACUGUGCAUGCUAAAUAAUGACACACUUUCACAACUCGCUCAGCUAACCAUUCAGUUGCGUCUUCGUAAGUGUUCACCAAUCACACACACACACAUACUCAGGUGCACGCUCCAGUGAAAGCGAGAUUGCCGGGUGAGUGCGGCGAUCGAGAGGGAUGGAGCUGCCUGUAUUCGUGGUGGACGCGUUCACAAGCGUGCCUCUGAGCGGCAACCCUGCCGCCGUGUGUCUGCUCGGCCAGGAUCUGGCAGAGGAGAUGCAUCAGAAGAUUGCGGCAGAGAUGAACCUGUCAGAAACGGCGUUUGUGCGCACGCUUUCUCCAAUGGACGACUUCAGUUCAGCCACGCAGUUCGGUCUGCGCUGGUUCACGCCGAGCCGAGAAGUGGCGCUCUGUGGACACGCCACCCUCGCCACUGCCGCGAUCCUGCAUUCUCUCGGCAACACCAACGCACGGCUCGCAUUCCAUACGUUGAGCGGUGAGCUCGCAGCUUGGCAUGAAGGGGAUCACAUCGCGCUGGACCUGCCACUCAAUCCCACCGAGCCGCUGCAGGAGAAAGAUGAAUUUAAGAAACUGAUUCAGGUGGCGGUUGGAGAGAUGAGCGUGCAGGACGUCCGCUACUCACCUGGCACUUGUAAACUGCUCAUCCGGUUGAGCGACGUCUAUACCAGGCAGGAUCUGGAGCGGCUGCCGAUCGAUCCGGGCUCACUGUUGCGCACCGAGCGAGCCAGUGGGAGCCCCGACGUGAUGGGCGUUAUCGUGACGCUGCGUGGCUGCGGGGGGGAUCGGAUUGACUUCUACUCUCGCUACUUCGCUCCCUGGGUGGGCAUCAAUGAGGACCCCGUCACUGGAUCUGCACACACAGUCCUGGCAAGCUAUUGGUCUAAGGAGCUUGGAAAGCAAGAGCUAACAGCCAGGCAGUGCUCCCCGCGCGGCGGGGAGCUGCAGCUGUCCCUGCAGCAGCAGCAGCACGGGCGGGUGAGCGUGUCUGGGCAGAGCCGCAUUGUGCUGCGCGGGUCGCUACACCUCUGAGCCUCUGCUGCCCUGCAGAUCGUACCAAUCAUCUUCACUCGUGCCGCUUAGUUCCACGUGCAAGCCACCCGUUACGAUGCAACACACUCAUCUUAAAAUGGUAUCACUCAAUUAUAUUUUCACUGCCUAUUUCCUAAAUCUCACCCUCAACUCCAUCUCAUUUUUGUUCUCACCUUAAAUACACUCAAGAGCUUAAAGUACAGCAAUGAUAACAUGUACAGGUAUUUCAUGUGUUUUGUGUGAAUGCCCAAAUAAUGACAAAUGUGGUCUAGUUAAAAGCAAAAUGACCUAUAUAUUUUCACAGGACAUGAGAAGACUCCAAAGUAAAUGGCACACCAUAAUGCAAUGUGAUUAUCAUCGCCACUGUCAAAAUAAUCAAAAUCAUGAUCUUAAUUAUAAAAAAAAUAACCAGACUUUUGAGUUUAACUACGAUGAAAAUCUAACAAGAGCGUCCUUGCCUCUAAACAUCUGGCAGUUUACCAGCAUGUCUUCAAGCAAGCCUGUCUGUUGAUGAGACACUGAAUGUUGAAACCGGUCAAAACUGUGCAUUUGUUGAACAUAUGCUCCUGAAACGAUUGCCAGAUGGCUGUGUGGCUGACGGAAUGUGUAAACAAUACUUGUAUUUUUUAAUGUGGAGAGAUGGAUGUGAAAAAGGCGAAUUGUCUGUUUAUCUAUUUUGUUAUAUUCUCCACAAUGAUGCAAUUAUCUACGUAUAUAAAAUGAUUCCGUUGUAUGUUGCUGUUUCCGGUACUUUGAACAAACCUUAUACAAAUC